This is a messenger RNA of Lachancea thermotolerans CBS 6340, 672 nucleotides long. It is a transcript of the gene DUO1, whose product is annotated as Duo1p. The transcript has a single exon. Gene Ontology annotation, biological process: mitotic cell cycle. Gene Ontology annotation, cellular component: mitotic spindle; DASH complex. Bases 1 to 672 code for a protein of 223 amino acids. Lineage: Eukaryota; Fungi; Ascomycota; Saccharomycetes; Saccharomycetales; Saccharomycetaceae. The record is from RefSeq and is a predicted model, not a curated record.
AUGUCCGAGCAUGCUGAAGAAGACUCAAACAUUAAUAAGCUCAUUCCUGAGAUCUUCGAUCAAAUGCGAUCAAAUUUAAGCUUGGCGCCCUUAGCCGGCGGCAUUAAGCCCUUUGUUUCUUCUAAGAGCUCAUCAAAUUUAACCACUCAAUCGCUUCUUGAGGAGAACAAGUGUCUUGAUAAGAUCAUUCCUGUUAUCCAAAAAUUGAACAGUUCGCUAAGUUCAUCGGGCCCGCAGCAUUUAAAAAGAAUCAAGGAAACGUGCGAAUCCAGCAAUAAGAUACUUGAUGCAUGGAUCAAGAUCCAGUCGCAAGCCGGGUACGUUCAUGAGCUCAUGAGCGACCACAGUUAUUUAGAAUACGUCUCUGCUACUCAAGAAAAUGAAGCGCUAACAGCAGAGGCAUUCGUGCAACGAAAAGAAGCCCAGGUGGCUAGUUUGAAACGCACACUCGAAGAAAAACAACAGCUGCGUGAGUCCGUAAAGAAAGAACAAGAAGUUAGAAGCUCAAGCGACGUCCCUUCCCUGCCAAGGGGAAGAAGGGCAAUUAACCCAAGGAGGGAGGUUAGAGGGGGUAUGAAGAAACCAACAGGAAUUCCCAGAAGUAGUACUCGAGUUUCUAAACCGCCACUUUCUAGGCCACCUCAUUCUUCGGUUAAGAAACCCAGCCGCUGA